UAAAACAAAAAUGAGCCGUCAGUCUAAGAAGAUUGUUGAAAUUGAAAGAGCUGACGAUAUGCGUAUCAGCCUCAGUGGCACUGAUAGCAGUAGAAGUGAUGGCGAUGUAGAUGAGGUAAUUGAUGAGGGAGAUUCAAUCAUGUUAAAAGAAGCACUUGAUCUUUUGGGCCAGAGAUGGGACAGGAUAAAUGGUGCUCAGGCACUGCGAGUUUUACCAAGAGACAUAAAACUUCAGGAUUUGCUUCCCUUUCUCAAACCCCUGCUCAGAAAAUCUACUGAACGUCGCCAAAACUCUUCAGUGAUCAAGAACUUGACAUUCAAUGAGAAUUUGCAGGUCAAAGAAGAGCUUUAUAAUUGCCGUCGAGCAAUAUUGAAAGUUGAUGCUGAUAGCAUGUGCUCUCUUUGCAAUAAGCGGAUUGGGAGCAGUGUAUUUGCAGUGUAUCCCAAUGGAAAAACACUCGUACAUUUUGUUUGCUUUAGAGAUUCACAGAGUAUUAAGGCUGUUAAAGGUCCCACAUCGACGAGGCGCAAAUAAUCCAUCCUUUUUCAACUCCGAAGCGUGGCUCACUGCCCACAACAAGAAGCAAAGUUUCGUCUUCCUAUUUUGGUUCAGUUUUUGUGUUCUCCAUGGCCGCUUGGUGGAGAUCUGUUCGUUUUUGAGCAAAAAGCCUUAUGUUCACUUCAAGUAGCUUGUGCAAUGCCACCAUCCAUUUUGUGUUCAUCAUUCCAUUGUUGUGUCUCCUGAUCUUGAUAUCUCAUAUUUAUCAUUUUAUGUAUGAUUAUUUGUAAAAAAAAUAAUCUCUGAUUGUAUAUUUUGUUUGAUGCUGGAGGUAUUGCGCAAGAGUAUUUUCUUUA
Molecule: messenger RNA, 855 nt
Organism: Zingiber officinale
Lineage: Eukaryota; Viridiplantae; Streptophyta; Magnoliopsida; Zingiberales; Zingiberaceae
Product: vacuolar sorting protein 39-like
Exons: 4
Coding region: 11-535 (174 amino acids)
Biological process (GO): endosomal vesicle fusion; autophagy; vesicle-mediated transport
Cellular component (GO): membrane; cytoplasm
Source: RefSeq, a predicted model, not a curated record